CCGCGCGCCCCGUGCUCGCACGCUCGCCGGCUUUAAAGUCUCUGCCAGGAUCCAUGCUCACAUGUUACUUCCUGUAUGGAGGCAUGGCUAGUUUCCAGCUCCGCGCUCCCCGAUCCUCCCCAGCUCGCGCCGGAGCCACAACUUUCAGGAGCAUGGACUGAAGGCGCCCUCGUCCUAGCGCCCCUCUGAGAUCCUUUGUGUUUUCCUCGGUUUCCUCCGGCCGUUUCUAUUUUGGGGGGCUCUUCGCUUCCCUCGCCUCUGCCCUCCCCUUCCCCGCUCGCAAACAUGCCUCCUUCCUUCCCGGGGCCCUGGAAGGAGCUGCCUGCCUGAAGCCAGAGACGCCGCGUCGCGCUCAGCCCCGCCGCCGCCCGCCGGCUCUCAGGCUGCGCUGCGCUGCCGACUCAAGUUGGGGAUCCUCGGCUGCUCGCCGCCGCUGCCUACGGUCCCUGCCUGCCCCGGGCCCAGGGCAUUGCUGCCGCCGGCCGACUCCUCGCCCUGCCCGCUCAGCUCUCUCCUUUUUGAACAGAAAGCAGUUCUUCGCCGAGGAUCGUCCCCAGCGUGGCUGCACGUUCCCGGUCACUUUUUGAGAUUUUCCGGGGGGCGCUCGGCGGCUUCCCGGAUUCCAGGGGGACUCGGGCCGCCGAGCGCGGGGGGCCCGUAGAGCGGGCGAGCAGGAGAAGAACCCGGGCUUAGCGGAGGCUCUUACGGAGGCAAGAACUUAUUCAACAAGUUUACCCCCCCUGCCUUCCUCUUUUCGAUGUGCGUUUUCGGACAUGCGGAGGUUACUGGAACCGUGUUGGUGGAUUUUGUUCCUGAAAAUCACCAGUUCCGUGCUCCAUUAUGUCGUAUGCUUCCCCGCGUUGACAGAAGGCUACGUGGGGGCCCCGCACGAGAACAGACAGGGCAGCUCCGCGCAGAUCCGCAGGCGCAAGGCCUCCGGCGACCCGUACUGGGCCUACUCGGGUGCGUAUGGUCCCGAGCACUGGGUCACGUCUAGUGUCAGCUGUGGGGGCCGAAACCAGUCGCCCGUAGACAUUUUAGACCAGCACGCGCGUGUCGGUGAAGAGUACCAGGAGCUGCAACUCGAUGGCUUCGACAAUGAGUCUUCUAAUAAAACCUGGAUGAAAAACACAGGGAAGACAGUUGCCAUCCUUCUGAAAGACGACUAUUUUGUCAGCGGUGCUGGCCUGCCUGGCAGAUUCAAAGCCGAGAAGGUGGAAUUUCACUGGGGCCACAGCAAUGGCUCUGCCGGCUCUGAACACAGCAUCAACGGCAGACGGUUUCCCGUGGAGAUGCAGAUUUUCUUUUACAAUCCAGAUGACUUUGACAGCUUUCAAACCGCAAUUUCUGAAAACAGAAUAAUCGGAGCCAUGGCCAUAUUUUUUCAGGUCAGUCCAAGGGACAAUUCUGCACUGGAUCCUAUUAUCCAUGGGUUGAAGGGCGUCGUACAUCAUGAGAAGGAGACCUUUCUGGAUCCUUUCAUCCUCCGGGACCUCCUGCCUGCAUCCCUGGGCAGCUAUUACCGGUACAUGGGUUCUUUGACUACCCCGCCGUGCAGCGAGAUUGUGGAGUGGAUAGUCUUCCGGAGGCCAGUCCCCAUCUCUUACCGUCAGCUCGAGGCUUUUUAUUCCAUCUUCACCACGGAGCAGCAAGACCACGUCAAGUCUGUAGAGUAUCUGAGAAAUAACUUUCGGCCACAGCAGAAACUGAACGACAGAGUGGUGUCCAAGUCUGCCGUCCGCGACGCCUGGAACCACGACGUGUCAGACUUCUUAGACAACCCGCUGGGGACAGAAGCCUCUAAAGUUUGCAGCUCUCCGCCCAUCCACAUGAAGGUGCAGCCCCUGAACCAGACGGCGCUGCAGGUGUCCUGGAGUCAGCCCGAGACCAUCUACCACCCGCCCAUCAUGAACUACAUGAUCUCCUACAGCUGGACCAAGAAUGAGGACGAGAAGGAGAAGACGUUCACCAAGGACAGUGACAAGGACUUGAAGGCCACCAUCAGCCACGUCUCACCUGACAGCCUUUACCUGUUCCGAGUCCAGGCCGUGUGUCGGAACGACAUGAGGAGCGACUUCAGCCAGACCAUGCUGUUCCAAGCUAAUACCACUCGUAUAUUCCAAGGAACCAGAAUUGUCAAAACAGGAGUGCCCACAGCGUCUCCCGCCUCUUCGGCCGACAUGGCCCCCAUCAGCUCGGGGUCUUCCACCUGGACGUCCUCCGGCAUCCCCUUCUCAUUUGUUUCCAUGGCGACUGGGAUGGGCCCAUCAUCCAGCGGCAGCCAGGCCACGGUGGCCUCGGUGGUCACCAGCACGCUCCUCGCCGGCCUGGGCUUCAGCGGCGGUGGCAUCUCCUCCUUCCCCAGCACCGUGUGGCCCACGCGCCUGCCCACCGCCGCCUCGGCCAGCAAACAGGCCGUCCGGCCCGUCCUGGCCACGACCGAGGCCUUGGCAGCCCCGGGCCCCGACGGCGAUUCAGCCCCGACCAAGGACGGCGAGGGUGCCGAGGAGGGGGAGAAGGAUGAGAAGAAUGAGAGCGAGGACGGCGAGCGGGAGCACGAGGAGGAGGGCGAGAAGGACUCCGAGAAGAAGGAGAGGGGCGGGGUGACCCACGCCGCCGGGGAGCGGAGCCGCACGGGGCCCACCCCCGCCCCCGCGUCCCCCGGCAGCGCCGUCCAGGAGGGUGGGCAUCAGACUAGAGCUGGGCGCCCGUGGGACCCCAACACCGUCCCCACCGCCCGGCCCGAGGAGGCCCUGGACCCCGACUCGGUCACCCCCACCCAAGUGCCCCCCACAGUCACAGAGGAGCGUGAUGCAGAGAGCGACCCCAGGAGGCCCGGAACCCCAUCCAAGAAGCCUGUGUCCCGAGGGGACCGGUUCUCCGAGGACAGCAGAUUUAUCACGGUCCAUCCAGCAGAAAAGAACACCUCUGGAAUGGUCAGCCGCCCUUCUGCAGGGAGGAUGGAGUGGAUCGUCCCUCUGAUCGUGGUGUCCGCCUUGACCUUUGUGUGCCUCGUCCUUCUCAUCGCCGUGCUAGUUUACUGGAGAAAAUGUUUUCAGACAGCUCAUUUCUACGUGGAAGAUAGCAGUUCACCUCGGGUGGUCCCCAAUGAAAGUAUUCCUAUCAUUCCAAUUCCGGAUGACAUGGAAGCUAUUCCUGUGAAACAGUUUGUGAAACACAUCAGUGAGCUCUAUUCUAAUGACCAGCACGGGUUCUCCGAGGAUUUUGAGGAAGUCCAGCGGUGCACGGCUGACAUGAACAUCACUGCAGAACACUCCAAUCAUCCAGAUAACAAGCACAAAAACAGAUACAUCAACAUUUUAGCCUAUGAUCACAGUAGGGUGAAGUUAAGACCUUUACCAGGAAAAGACUCUAAGCACAGCGACUACAUUAAUGCAAACUAUGUCGAUGGUUACAACAAAGCGAAAGCCUACAUCGCCACCCAGGGACCUUUAAAGUCUACGUUUGAAGAUUUCUGGAGGAUGAUUUGGGAACAAAACACUGGCAUCAUUGUCAUGAUUACCAACCUGGUGGAAAAAGGAAGAAGAAAAUGUGAUCAGUACUGGCCAACAGAGAACAGUGAGGAGUACGGAAACAUCAUUGUCACUCUGAAGAGCACAAAAGUACACGCCUGCUACACGGUUCGUCGUUUUUCCGUCAGAAAUACAAAAGUGAAGAAGGGCCAGAAGGGAAACCCCAAGGGGCGCCAGAACGAGAGGGUGGUGAUCCAGUACCACUACACGCAGUGGCCCGACAUGGGGGUCCCCGAGUACGCCCUCCCGGUCUUGACCUUCGUGAGGAGAUCGUCCGCAGCCCGGACGCCGGAGAUGGGCCCCGUGCUGGUGCACUGCAGCGCCGGUGUGGGCAGGACGGGCACCUACAUCGUGAUAGACAGCAUGCUGCACCAGAUCAGAGACAAGAGCACCGUCAACGUGCUGGGCUUCCUGAAGCACAUCAGGACGCAGCGCAACUACCUCGUCCAGACGGAGGAGCAGUACGUUUUCAUCCACGAUGCCUUGUUGGAAGCCAUUCUGGGGAAGGAGACGGAAGUAUCUUCCAGUCAGUUGCACAGCUACGUUAACAGCAUCCUCAUACCAGGAGUCGGAGGAAAGACACGACUGGAAAAACAAUUCAAGCUGGUGACACAGUGCAACGCAAAAUACGUGGAAUGCUUCAGUGCGCAGAAAGAGUGCAACAAAGAAAAGAACAGGAACUCCUCAGUCGUGCCGUCCGAGCGAGCUCGCGUGGGCCUUGCACCGUUGCCUGGAAUGAAAGGAACGGACUACAUUAAUGCGUCUUACAUCAUGGGCUAUUACAGGAGCAACGAAUUUAUUAUAACCCAGCACCCCCUGCCGCACACCACGAAAGAUUUCUGGCGAAUGAUCUGGGAUCAUAAUGCGCAGAUCAUUGUCAUGCUGCCAGACAACCAGAGCUUGGCUGAAGACGAGUUUGUAUACUGGCCAAGUCGAGAAGAAUCCAUGAACUGUGAGGCCUUUACCGUCACCCUGAUCAGCAAAGACAGACUGUGCCUCUCGAACGAGGAGCAGAUCAUCAUCCACGACUUCAUCCUUGAAGCGACACAGGAUGACUACGUCCUGGAGGUCCGGCACUUCCAGUGUCCCAAGUGGCCCAACCCGGACGCCCCCAUCAGCAGCACCUUCGAGCUGAUCAACGUCAUCAAGGAAGAGGCCUUAACCAGGGACGGCCCCACCAUCGUGCACGAUGAGUAUGUAGGUGCAGUUUCAGCAGGAAUGCUGUGUGCCCUGACCACCUUGUCCCAGCAGCUGGAGAAUGAAAAUGCCGUGGAUGUUUUCCAGGUUGCAAAAAUGAUCAAUCUUAUGAGGCCUGGAGUAUUCACAGACAUUGAACAAUACCAGUUUGUCUACAAAGCAAUGCUCAGCUUGGUCAGCACUAAAGAGAACGGAAAUGGUCCCAUGACGGCGGACAAAAACGGUGCUGUUCUGAUUGCAGAUGAAUCGGACCCUGCCGAGAGCAUGGAGUCUCUGGUGUGAUCGGGACCCUGCAAGGGCACUUCAUUUGUAAACCUUCUGAAGACUGAGAACUUUUUUGAGGCCUUUUUUGCCAGACUCUAGGUUAUAACAAUAACCCAGUUACUUUUUUACACUGAUAAAAGUUUUGAUAUUUAUUUUUUGCCAUUUUAUGUCUUAAUGGUAUCCUACUGAGCAUUUGCACCUCUGUUCAUUUCACACGGUGAAACGCGAUCUUACCUAGUUUGCACUAUAUGAUCAGUGUUACUGCCUAUAAUCUAAUACUAAAGCGAGCCCUGAUGUGACAUUCCAUGACUGCAUACACGCUACUUUUUAAUUCAGUACAGUGAAGGUCUUUGUUAUGACAGUGAAUCUUGAUUUUUUUUUUAAUCAUUAUUAUUAUUGCUCAAGUAGUUGCAUUCUACUAGCAGGCAAUGCUGUACUUUUCCUCAGUCCUCCUCUCCUGUUUUUUUGUUUGUUUGUUUGUUUUUAAGGCACUGUUGAAUACUGAAUGCCUUCUGUAUCUUAACGGAGUGGAUGAACAUUUAUCCUUUUAGAGAAUAGCAGGUUUUGGGGAGCUACUAAAAAGGUCUGCCAACCUCACGGCCUUGAAGGAGUUCCAUUUACGAGGGUGAAGAUGUCCAUUAAGAAAUUAGAAGGUUUAAGAGUUGUUUCAUGUGAACAUCACUUAUUAGUUACAAACUUAUAUUCAUAGCUUUAAAAAAAAUGCCCAACUGUGUCAAAAUAAAGGAUCUCUCUGUAUUACAGUUUUCACAAUAGCUAUGUGGACAGUGUGUGUUAUUUCCAUUUUGCCUCCCUGAAAUAGCUACACCCCAAAAUCGAGGCCAUCUUUUACAAAAGAGAAAUGGCAAUAUUUCACACACCUCCAGUCAUGAAACCCUUUAGUGAAGCCUCCAUUACUGCUUCACGGUUUCUAAUGCCAUACCUCACAGCAGGUGGAAUAACGAGAAUUUUUGCAGGUGUGUAAUUUUGAAACGAGUCCUCUAAGAUAUUCCUAUCACUCGUAUAUCGAUCUAAUAAAAAAAAAACUACCUAUAUAGCUAA
Vicugna pacos (alpaca) is the source of this 6053-nucleotide messenger RNA. NCBI's taxonomy places the organism in Eukaryota, Metazoa, Chordata, Mammalia, Artiodactyla, Camelidae. The record is from RefSeq and is a predicted model, not a curated record.